AUGACACUGAACAUGUCUUAUAGGUUUGAGUACUCGAAGACGAGUCGUGGUUCUUGCAAAUCAUGUGGUCAAACCAUUGAACAAGGUGAGUUAAAAUAUGGCAAAGAAGUCAAGUCUCGUUUUCACGAUGGGGUAGAAGUACAAUGGAAUCACGGCGAAUGUAUCAAAAACACAAGCGCCUUUAAAAACACCAAACUGACAACCACAAAAGGAUGGGACAAACUGAGAUGGGACGACUUUCUUGCUCUUAAAGAGGAAAUGCAAGACGACUUUCCAAUGACUGACGAUCAAGAAAAGGAAUUCAAAGAAAUCAAUGAAAGGUUUUGGGAAGCUCGCGACAAACUUUCUGGCGUUACUCCCAAAAUCAUACGACAGUUAAUGGAAGAGAAUGGACAAAAGUUCGACAAGAAAGUUGACAACGACACUGUAUUAGAUGCUUGUGCCGACGCGUUAGAGUUUGGUCUUCUCGAUGAGUGCCCACAAUGCCAUUGUAAAAUGUUAUCCAAUCAUUUAGUUCGCAUAGUCUGCCAUGGUAACAUGACUGAAUUUGUGAAGUGUGACUACACCACUCCGGACUUGAAAAGUAUCAAGCGCUUUAAAGCAACUAUUGGUGAGAAACUUGCUAAAAUAGACAAGAAAAAGAUCUUAAGUGAGUGGGAAUUCCCAGAGGAUUAUCCUAAAGACGACGCACCAGCCACCACUGGUGCUGCGACCGAGGCUAAAGCUGAAAAUGAUACUACUCCAGAGGAUGACGUCCCUGUCCACAAAGAAUUGAUUGGAAUGAGUAUAUUUGUACAAGGCACUAAGAAAGAGUUAGGAGACACUAUCAGUGCUUGGCAAGAGAUGGUGAAGUCAUAUGGAGGAACUGUCGUUAAAAAUGCAGCUGAAGCUUCCGUUUGUUUGUCCACGUCAGCGGACAUGAAUUCCUCAAAGAUGACAACAGGUAUGAAAGACGCAAAAGAGACAUUGACUUGUUUAACAUUGGAAUGGGUUGACGAGCUUACGGAGCGAAAUGAAGGGUUUAUGAAAUUGAGGACCAAAGAAGGUGCUGAGAAGUACUUAUGUGAGAAUUGCGAGUGGAAGACUGAAAUAGUCAAAGAGAAGUACCAUGCCCCCAAGGGUAUUGUUAAAGAGACUUUUAAGCCAACUGCGGACUCUGAAAUUUUGAAGGUCCAUUCACUUAACUCAAUGGAAGGAUACCACUAUGUUUACUAUGAAGACGACCCUGUUUAUGGAUGGACUGUUUACAACGUUGUAUUAUCAAAAACUGAUAUGGACACAGGUGCAAAUUCUGUAUAUAACAUGCAGAUAGCAGGAAACGGGACGAAAAGAUAUCAUAUGAUAUGGCAAUGGGGAAGAAUUGGAUCUUCAUUAAAAGAAACAACAAGGCAAGGAACCAUCGACGAAAUGAAGAAAGAAUGGGAAACGAAAUUUGAGGAGUGCACUGGAAAUCGAUGGGCCGACAGAACGAAUUUCCAGAAGAAAGGUGGGCGCUAUUUCAUGCAAGCCUUAGACACCGGAAAGGACGACGCUGAUGCAAAGAAAACGAUGUCAGCGGAGGCCAAAAAGAAGAUAGAAGAGAAGAAGAUUGAGAUUCAAAAGAGAGCGUCGGAGUUCAAGUUGGAUGCUCGGGUAGCCCGUCUUAUUAAAAUGAUCUUUGAUAAAGGUAUGAUGACUGCAACAUUAAAGAGUGCUGGUCUUAACGUAGCGAACAUGCCGCUUGGUAAAAUUAAAAUAGAACAGAUGAAAGAAGCCAUGAAAGUGUUAAGUAAAUUGUCUGAUGUGAUAUCAAAAGAUUCCGAGUUGGAUGAGAAGAUGAAAGAAGUGAUGAAGAAGGACUUGACUGCAAAGUACUACACAUAUGUCCCACAUGUUUUAACUGCUGGUGAGAUGAGACUUAUCGACACCGAUGAAAAGAUCAAGACGGAGUUGAAAUUGGUUGAAACAAUGUGUGAUGUUGGGGAAGCCAUGAAAUUGAUGGAAGAGGACGAAGGAAUGAAUUUCGAUGAACAAGCAGAAACGUUUUCACAUUACCAACAACUUAAAACAAAGAUCACGGCACUGGACAAGACGAGUGACAGAUACCAUUUACUUGAGGAGUUCUUCAUUAACAAUCAAGAAACCAAUUCAUAUAGAAAGCCAACCUCGAUUGUUGACAUCUUCGAAAUAGACAGAGAAAAUGAGAAACAACGAUUUGAACCUUUCAGCACUGAUGCUAAUCGACAGUUGCUGUACCACGGAAGUCGUCUUACAAACUUUGUUGGCAUCUUGUCCACUGGAU
Messenger RNA from Entamoeba invadens IP1, 2281 nucleotides. Its product is annotated as poly ADP-ribose polymerase, putative. Gene Ontology annotation, molecular function: DNA binding; zinc ion binding; NAD+ poly-ADP-ribosyltransferase activity. The record is from RefSeq and is a predicted model, not a curated record. NCBI's taxonomy places the organism in Eukaryota, Evosea, Mastigamoebida, Endamoebidae. The annotation marks the transcript as partial. The transcript has a single exon.